Molecule: messenger RNA, 495 nt
Organism: Anisakis simplex (herring worm)
Lineage: Eukaryota; Metazoa; Nematoda; Chromadorea; Rhabditida; Anisakidae
Source: the annotation of a GenBank genome assembly
AUGGGUGGAGGAGGCUAUAACAUGGGAGGUUUCGGUGGAGGAAUGGGCGGAGGAGGUAUGGGCAUGGGUGGCAUGGGAGGAGGAUAUGGAGGAGGAGGUAUGGGUGGAGGAGUUUACAGAAUGGCAUGGUUAAUAUUGCCUUCUUAUAGUAUAGGAUUGGGUGGCGGAGGAAUGGGUAUGGGCGGCGGAGGUUACAGAAUGGGCGGCGGAGGAAUGGGUGGAGGAAUGGGUAUGGGCGGCGGAGGAAUGGGUAUGGGUGGCGGAGGAAUGGGUAUGGGUGGCGGAGGAAUGGGUAUGGGCGGUGGAGGCUACAGAAUGGGUGGCGGAGGAAUGGGUGGAGGAGGAAUGGGUAUGGGCGGCGGUGGAAUGGGUGGAGGAGGAGGCAUGGGCGGUGGUAUGGGCGGAGGAUGUGGAGCAGGAGGAUGUGGAGGAGGCGGAGGAGCACCUGCACCUCCACCACCCAGACCAGCCCCACCACCCCCACCUCCCCCACCA